AAUUACAAAAGUAAAAAAUAGUAAAAAUAAUAAAAAAGACUAAACUUUCUUUACCCAUUUUCUAAGAAAGAAUAAAUCUUAAAGGUAGUAUAAAAAAUGCAAAACUAAUCCUUAAAAAGAGUGCAAUUCAGCUCUCUUUUGCUUGUAAUACUAUGUCUCUCUAGUGUUACUGUUAAUUCUUAGAAGACUGUAUAAGAUAUUAUUGACGCAGGUACUUGCAAUAACGGUAGUGCUGUAUCUGGCCUCUCUAAUCAAAUAAUGACUCUUGCUUAGAAGAAAUCAAUUUGUUACUUCUCUGACAUUUCAAAUGUUGCUGAGUUAGAUGGCAAGUCUCCUAUUCAAAUUGCUCAAAUAAUUGAAAGAAAUACUGCUAACGAAAUAGAAAUAGCCCUUUAGAGCAAAAACUAAAAGCUUUCUCUUACUUAUGGUUUAGUAGGACUUCCCGAAUUCUAUAUUUUCAAUGAAUUGUUCAAGAAGAAUUCUGCCUGCGCUCCUCAAGAGUUUAUCAAUCUUCUCUCCACCACUUAUUCUAGCUGUAAGUUGUGUUCUGGUAAUGCUUUCUAUACAAGAAGUGCCGAUUAACUCUCAGUAUUCAAUGAUAAAUUCAAUGUCUUCAACAUAGAUUCGAAUAAUUUGAUCACUGUUAAUACAUAUAACCCUGAUUUCAAGAAGCUUUUUGUUGAAGCUUUCUAAUUAUAAUGGAACUGCAAUAAUCCCAAUGAUAAUUUACAAGUUACAGGUAACUUUGAUAUGUAAACUGAAUAAAAAUUGAAAUUAGCCCCUGUUGAUGGUUUCUAAGAUAUUUGUAUGAAAUGCGAUAUCUAAAAUUGUGGUAGAUGUACAGCUGAUUUCAAGUCUUGUAAGGAAUGCAAAAGUGGUUUUACUUUAAACCCUGAUGGUACUUGCACUAAUUGCUAAGAUAAAAACUGUUUAUCUUGCACUCAUGAUGAUAAAGGUAAUGAUAUUUGUAACAAAUGCAGCGCAGGAUUCGUUUUACUUGAUGGAACUUGCAUAACUACUUGUCCAUCUGGAUAUACUCAAACUGAAACUAAUUGCCUUUAAUGUAAAGUUGGAUAAUAUGGCUCAGGAAACUAAUGUAUCGAUUGCGAUAAAUACUGCAAAGUAUGCACAGGACCAAAGGCUACUGAUUGCUAAUCAUGUUUUGAUGGAUUCAUAAAAGAUCCUAAUGGUGGUUGCAAAACAUGCCCAACUGGUUAAUGCUGUGGAUCUACAAAAUGUGCAGAUGAUGAAUAUAGACAAACAGUUUAUCCUUAUGAAUGCCAAAAAUGUAGCAAUAAUUGUGCUACUUGUACUGGUCCUGAUGCCAAAUAGUGCUUAUCAUGUAUAAAUGGAUAUGUUUUAGAUGGUGGAUUUUGUAUGAACCCUUCUAAAUAAUUGAACACUUAUCUUGACACUAAAACUAACACAAAUAAGCCCUGCCAUUUCUCAUGCGAAGAAUGUGUUGAUUCUUCUAGCUUGUGUACUAAGUGCAAGAUUGAUUUCAACUAUUUCUUACAAAUUGACUCUAAAUUCAAGUGUUUUACUUAAUGUCCAACUGAUUAUGAACCAGAAAAUGGACUUUCAAGCACUGAUUUUGUUAAAUGUGUUGUUAAAUCUGAUUUAAGUGUUAGCGAAAUUCAAACUCAAGUCUUGAUUGAAACUGCUAAACAAAGAUGUAUUACUUCUUAAUACUUUAACACUGAUUAAAAGUAGUGUGUUUCUUGUGCAACUAAUUGCUUAAGCUGUUCUGAUAGUGACAAUUGUGAUCAAUGCACUUCAGGUAUGUACUGGAAUUAAAAUACAAACACUUGCUCUCCUUGCCACUCUUCUUGUACUUCUUGCUCUGGUCCUUCUCAUAAGGAAUGUCUUAAGUGCAAAGAUAUUAAAAACUUAUAUACCAACAAUGGUGUUUGUGAUUCAAUGGCAUCUACUCCUGUAUCUUCUAUCACCACUCCCUAAGCUAAUUAAUUUAAGAGUUCUAAUCUUUUUGAUACUAACUCUUAACUUUAUAAUGUCAGACUUGGUGUCAGUUAAUUCACCACUCAAAAUCCUAUUUGGAUGAACGAAUCUUUAGUUGAUUCUAAUCAAUGCACUUUUGCCUCUUUUAAGUAAUACUACACAUCCUUAAAUGAUCCCAAUAUUUCAUGUAAUGACUCGUAAAUAAAGAGAUCUACCAUGUCUACUAAGGGAUCUAUGACUGCUAUUUAUGCUAUGAUUCUCUCUCUCUCAGGUGUCCAAUUAGAUGGUAAAUCUGCUAAUCCCUCUAGCUUGGCUAAAUAUGCUAUAGCUAACUAAAAGUAUAAUAUUUUCUAUGGUUUCAAUGUUAAUGACGAAUUCUCAUGUGAUUAACUUAUUUGCGAAUCUAGCCUUGAAAGCUAUCUUUCUGAUUUAACUGCUUUCAAUAAUGUUAAGGUAUCAAUUAAGUAAGCUCGUGAUGUUCCAAUUACCUCUUAAGGUGCCAGUAUUAACUGCUUCUCUGAUAACUAUUAAGUAGAUGAUGAUAAAAUCUAAACAGUUGAUAUGCUUGUAUUAUUCGCUAACCAAUCAUUAAAAACCAGUCAUAAGCAAUACUUCAUCCUUGAUGUUUGUGGUAAAGAUUAGACAAGCUAAUCUGUAAUUCAAAAAUAAUACUUUGUUUCCAAUUACUUUGGUAAUGGCUUCUUUGAAACUGUAGGAGUUCACCUACCUGAAGGUCAACAAACCUAAGUUUUCUAUAUUGGAGGGGCUGAUAAGAAUUAAAACGACUUUGCUAAGAAGAGUAAUCCUAAGUAUUUAAAUAACUUUGAAAGUUAUAAGGUAUAAAAGGUCAGAGUCAUCGAAGUUGAAGAACUUGAUGCUUCAAUAGAUAAAGUAGAUCAAUCUUAUGCUCAAGCUGUAGCAAAUGCAAAGUUGGAAAGCAACAUACCAUCCAAAUGCAACUGUAUUACUAAUACUGUUGAUUAUAUUAUUGCAAAUGAAGGUAAUAACAACUAGCUUAUCCCUAUUAUCACUCCUGAUAAUCAAUUCCUUGCCAAGAGUAUUGAUGCAUUCAGUAUUAAGUACAUCACUUCUUAAUUCAACCUUGACUUAGACUCAAUGAAGGCUAAUAACUUAAGUAUAACUUCAGCUAUGGCAAAGAAGAUUUUCACUAAAGUAGUUGAAUAAUCUAUUAGCGACACUUCUGCAUGCUAUGGACUUGAUAAAUCAAUUAACUAAUGUCUUUAAAACGCUCUUAUCGAUAUUUCCUUCUCAAAUCGUCAAAAAUGUGUAAACGAAAAGGAAAUCAAAGCUUAUGUUUUAAAGUCAGAUUACUAAGGAGUUAUUUAAAGUAUAUAAUCUUCUCAAUGGUGUUCAAUAAACUCUGAAAGAUGUGCUAAAAAUAUCCAAAUUAUUAAAAGUUGCCUUUGA
Messenger RNA from Tetrahymena thermophila SB210, 3387 nucleotides. RefSeq names its product proprotein convertase subtilisin/kexin type 5. The transcript has 6 exons. Gene Ontology annotation, molecular function: lysozyme activity. The record is from RefSeq and is a predicted model, not a curated record. NCBI's taxonomy places the organism in Eukaryota, Ciliophora, Oligohymenophorea, Hymenostomatida, Tetrahymenidae.